Messenger RNA from Neospora caninum, 1536 nucleotides. RefSeq lists its product as hypothetical. The record is from RefSeq and is a predicted model, not a curated record. Bases 1 to 1536 code for a protein of 511 amino acids. NCBI's taxonomy places the organism in Eukaryota, Apicomplexa, Conoidasida, Eucoccidiorida, Sarcocystidae. The transcript is spliced from 3 exons.
AUGGACGGAGUCGUGCAAGUGACUGCCGCGCGAGCGCCGCUCUCUUUGGCAGAAGGCGAGUCAGAAGUGACCAAGGCUCCCUCUUUGAGUGCAUGGUCGGAUCAUGGAGAUGAACUUGGGAGACAGAGUCAACAGGAGGAUGCAUCCAGUCAGAAUUCUGUCAGUGAGGAUGCUUCCUCGAUCGCUUCCAGCAGACAAAGCCAUGACUUCCUUGCAUGUGCGCGGCCGGAACUCCGAGUCGGAGAGGGCGUCUCCAUACUCCACACGGCUGUAGAAAGCUUCGCAUUCUAUCUGUACUUGGCGUUUGUGCCAGGAUGGAUCGCCUGUUGCCUCGCCAAGGUGCCGCCGUUUGCGUUCUGGACACCCUCAAUUGUUGGAGCUGGUGCUUUUUGGAUUUCCUUGAAUAUUUGGGGACCUCUCUUUUCUCGUGGAGCUGUGACAGAUCCGUAUUCUGCGCUCAUCGGUUCAUGGGCAGAGAUGAGUCUGGCCAAGCACAGAGCCCAGAUUUCGUGCCAGGAAAAAGAGGUGUCUCGUCGAGGAGAAGCGGCAUCAUCUGAGAUGCUCCACCCCCGUGGGCUCAGCACUGGUGACUUGAUCAAGAUCUUCAUUGCAACUGUUGGCGCUGCGUCCCUAGUGGGGGUUGUCGUGCAAGCGUUUUUCCCCGGUCACCUGCCCUAUGGGCCACCACUAACGAUGCAGAUUUACACCGAUAUGCAGUCUCCAGGCACUAAGGAAAAAAUGGCGUCUACAAAUAGUCGCCAUACGGAGUUUUGUUCCUCAGUGUUCAUGUCGCUUUUAACGCCAUUGCCCAUACAUCUCCAAGAGGAGGCAGCAAGGAUAGUAAGCGCCUCUCUCUUAUCGAUGGCUGACUUGAUCGUGGUGUCCAGCAAGGUCCUGGGUGGAUAUGCCUGGAUUGCGAGCACUUGGCUCUUACCGCCGGAACAGCAGGAGCGGCUUUUACAAUUCGAAAUGCUUGGAUGGACGCUUGCGGGGCGCACUGCAACCGGAGGUUUCGUUGACGUCGUGCAUCGCCUUCGCGUCUCUCCUUCAGAAAACAGCUUCGAAAUGCUUCUGUGGUUCAGCAGGGUCGUCGACGUGUUCCUGGGGGAAUGCCUCUUCAGCUGCCUGAAUUACAUGGCUCAAGCUGCAGACCUCUCAGUGGGAAAGAUCACACGGCGGAGCCACGUCAGGGUUACGGGCCUUGGCACCAUAAGCUUGAAUGUCGGGACCAUGGUAUAUUUAGUUGGCAGCCCCUUCUGCCGAGUUACAGGUACAUUUUAUUCCUUGGGAUCUUUUUGGCAACUUUCCUCCUCACGGGGGUUACAGCAGUUCUCCGCAGUUGACCGACGGUCGGAGAACGGAACUACAGGCAUUCCGCUCGUGCGUGGUGCACCUUUUUGUCUUGUUACGCAGGUGGUCCUCUGCUUAAUCCAUGCUUCGCUGCAAUGGUUAUGCUCUGUCGGGGCGACUUCUUCGCUUUCUGGCUUCUCGCCAUUGCUGGCUUUACGGCCGCCUUUCUCGCCAGCUCGGUGGUGA